Messenger RNA from Rhagoletis zephyria (snowberry fruit fly), 335 nucleotides. RefSeq names its product calcium-activated potassium channel slowpoke-like. Gene Ontology annotation, cellular component: postsynaptic membrane. The record is from RefSeq and is a predicted model, not a curated record. NCBI's taxonomy places the organism in Eukaryota, Metazoa, Arthropoda, Insecta, Diptera, Tephritidae. Gene Ontology annotation, biological process: potassium ion transmembrane transport. Gene Ontology annotation, molecular function: large conductance calcium-activated potassium channel activity.
GAUUGGUGCGGUGCCGUUGAUUCACCCCAACAAUAAUGCAUAGACAUAUUGUCGUUUGCGGACAUAUAACGUACGAGUCGGUGUCGCAUUUCUUAAAGGAUUUCCUGCACGAGGAUCGUGAGGAUGUGGAUGUGGAGGUUGUAUUUUUACAUCGCAAGGAGCCUGAUCUGGAGCUAGAAGGUCUGCUGAAACGUCACUAUACGACAGUGGCGUUUUUUCAGGGCACCAUGAUGAAUGCAGUCGAUUUGGAACGAGUCAAGGUACACACAAAACAGCAACAAACGCAAAGAGAAAAUAAAAACCACACCAUUUACUGCAAGUCCUUGAAACCUUAA